Messenger RNA from Theobroma cacao (cacao), 569 nucleotides. RefSeq names its product mini zinc finger protein 2. Gene Ontology annotation, cellular component: nucleus. Gene Ontology annotation, molecular function: transcription cis-regulatory region binding; DNA-binding transcription factor activity. The record is from RefSeq and is a predicted model, not a curated record. Lineage: Eukaryota; Viridiplantae; Streptophyta; Magnoliopsida; Malvales; Malvaceae. Gene Ontology annotation, biological process: regulation of DNA-templated transcription; regulation of developmental process.
UUUCUAUUCUUAUUUUUUUUUCUUCUUGUUUUUCCUUGUAGCUUAAUCCACAAUGAGAGCUGGCUUUUUCUUUUAGCUCUCUUCUGGGGUUGGAUGAGAAAACCAUUGCCAAGAAACAAGUACUACUCCAGGAUUCCAUCAAAGUACGGAAGAAUUAGGGUUUCCAAGGGAUGAAGAAACGUCAAGUGGUGCUGAAAAGUGGAAGAAGUUCUAGUACUUCAUCUUCAGUGAUUAGAAAUGUGAGAUAUGGGGAGUGCCAGAAGAAUCAUGCGGCGAACAUCGGAGGAUAUGCCGUUGAUGGCUGCCGGGAGUUCAUGGCAAGCGGCGAGGAGGGAACAACUGGGGCUCUAACCUGUGCUGCUUGCGGUUGCCACAGGAACUUUCACAGAAGGGAAGUAGAAACUGAGGUGGUCUGUGAGUAUACUCCACCUAAUUCUUAAUCGUCGAUAUAGCUAAAGAACACAAAAAUAGGGUAAAAAACGUCAAUAUAUAUGAAUCAAUUUAGCUGAUUGUUGCUUGUAGAUUAAUGUUGUACUGGAUUCUUAUCAUGAAAGAAUCUCGAACUUCAA